Staurois parvus is the source of this 299-nucleotide messenger RNA. Lineage: Eukaryota; Metazoa; Chordata; Amphibia; Anura; Ranidae. The record is from the annotation of a GenBank genome assembly.
CCUGGCAGCAGCAUGAGGAGGCGGUACAGGGGCCCAUGGCAGAGUGGCGGAGCGUAAGCAGCUAAAAUUGAAGGCCAUACAGAGGCCUAUGUUAAAAAGUCCCCCCAGCAGCAGCGUGGGGAGACGACUAUCAAGAGUCCAAUGGCAGAGUGGCGGAGCAGAAGCAGCUUCAUUGAAGGCCAUACACAGGCCUAGGUUAAAAAGCGGAAGCCGUCAGCAGCGUGAGCAGACGACAGAGACACAUGGCGCAGGAUGCAAGCAGAAAUUUUUAUGAGGUAAUGCCGUGGGUGCGAAGAAGA